Pseudovirgaria hyperparasitica is the source of this 467-nucleotide messenger RNA. RefSeq lists its product as uncharacterized. The record is from RefSeq and is a predicted model, not a curated record. NCBI's taxonomy places the organism in Eukaryota, Fungi, Ascomycota, Dothideomycetes, Acrospermales, Acrospermaceae. The transcript has a single exon. The coding region runs from base 52 to 327 and encodes 91 amino acids.
CUCACCGCAACCUUUGGCUUCACUGGGGCCUGAGUCAUCUAUGCUUUAAUCAUGUUCGUCCGUGUUUUUCUGUGUUGCCUAUCCUACACCUCCCGUACGCCGGCUUUCCGAAACGUGUGCUUAUUAUUGGCCUUCCAACUCUCAAAAAGGUUUUCCUCUUUUAGAUCAUCGCGCCUCCUGCCAGUGCGCUCAGAUCCCAGCUGUGUGACAUGGUGGAAGUUGCGUUUGUUGCUGUAUCUUAUGUCCACUCUUUCCUCCCCAUCAGAGCAUGCCGGCAUUAGCAGACCACUUCUGACUAGGGUCCCAUGUCCCCUGGUUUGUCCGUGAGCACCGAUUGCAACACGCCGUCAGGCCGCAGUGGACGGUUCAGUGGCUUGUCGCAUGUCGUGGCGCUCCCGUGACAAGAUGCCGGAGCACGACGAAGAUCACACACGGGUCCAGACUCCUCUUUAGACGAGAUGAGGUCG